AUGCAACAGAACCAGCGUGUCCCACAGGGCGCCUCCUUCACGUCUAUUCCUGACGAUGUCAUAUACGGCAUAUACUCUGUACUGGCAGAGAUUGAUCCUCCUCUACCCUGCGGUAAACAGUCACAAAUCGCCCGCUUCAAACAGCAGCAGGCAUCUUUGGGCUGGAUCAAGCUCACGCACGUCAAUCUUCGUCUCCGGGUCGUCGCCCUUGAGAUGUCGAAGCUAUGGGCCCGUAUAGUCUGCACUUUUCCGGCUGGCUGCAAGACUAUACUCGAACGCGCAAGAGAUGCGCCUCUCACUCUGGAUCCGACAUUCGGCUCGAUUAUCGAGUACCUUAGGAUCCUGCCUGCAUAUGAGGUCCUACCUCGUGCUUUUCACAUUAAUGAUGCACACUACGGGCUGGACCUCAUUAAUCGACUGUGGUGGAAGAACACGACGUUGCAGUCGCUGAAGUCAUUGCGUCUCGACUACGCCGAUCCCACAAUUCGCUUUCAUAAAUUCGAGAGCAUAGCUACGCUCGGCUACAUAGUGGCCCCAAACAUGAUCACCUAUGAAGCUGCUUGGGGUUUUAUCCCAUUUCAAGCACCGUUGCUUCGCUCGCUCUCGAUUUCCGGCCGCUUUAUUGCCUGGAAGAUAUUGAUCGAUUCGCUUCGGUCCUGCCCUCUACUCACAGAGCUCAUCAUACUUGAUGUCCGAAACUCAUCUCUGGAUGAUCCUACAGGAGACGAUCGUGUUAUCCUCUCACAUCUUGAGACACUCACGAUAUGCUCGCCGUGGGAUUCGACCAUUAUCGUCCGUUUCCUUGGUUGGCUUGUGUUCCCGAGCUCGGCCGAUGUACAGUUCGGGAAAUGCUCUUCGACUAGCACUUUCCGGGACCUUUUGCAGUACCAUCGGUCGCCUCUCCGAAGCACGACACUUAGUAUCUCGGAAACAACCGAUGGUAUCCGCACCAUAGACGCGGGUGAUCGCAUCCUGGAGAUAUCGGUGUCCGAUCGUACAUAUCGAGAGUAUUCGGAGUAUCGCACGAGGCUUGCGGGCACAGUCGAGUACCGACAGAAAUACUUAUACGGAUCUGUCGACGAGUCGACCGAGAUCGCGAACCGUGAACGGCUAGCGCGCAUUCUCACUGAGUCCUUCACUCCCUCGACCGCCGCUGCCGUUCAGACACUGGCAUUUUACGGUGGCCCUCCUGCUCGUACGAGAAGUGAGGGCAUACAGCCUGUAGAGCCGCUUCUUAGUCCAGGUGUCCUCAAGGCUCUGCGCCGCCCUCUUCUCGACUUUCGAGGCAUCACGACAAUAUAUACCCCGGGACCAUCCGCUCGGCUGUAUGUCCUUCUUGAGGCCUCCUCCUCAACAUCACACACAGAGCCUCUGUUCCCCUCAUUGAAGACUAUCAUCUUGGACAUACGCAUACGGAUAGCGGUGUCCUCCUGGAACCGCUUCAUCGACAUCAUCGCAUAUCUCAAAGCGGAAGGACGUCCGCUUGACCGUCUAGUGGUCAUGGGCUCACACCUGUGUCACAUAUACACUGGCGAUACAAGAGUCGAUGUAGACUUAGAGCGCGCCAGGUCGAACGUCGGCGAGGUCCUCGACUUGCGCGAUGGAGGGUGCGCGUGCGAUACAGCGGAAGCUUGA
This is a messenger RNA of Peniophora sp. CBMAI 1063, 1635 nucleotides long. Lineage: Eukaryota; Fungi; Basidiomycota; Agaricomycetes; Russulales; Peniophoraceae. The record is from the annotation of a GenBank genome assembly.